AUGUCAACGCUCAACACUGUCAAGUCACCUGCCAUGAAUGUCAAUUUCUUUGCUUUCGCCAUUAUGCCAAAUAUAAAGCUGCAAUCUUCGGACGGCGAGACCUUCGAGAUCGACGUCGAAAUCGCCAAGUGCUCGGUAACCAUAAAAACCAUGCUGGAGGACCUGGGCAUGGACGAGGAAGAGGAGGAGGUCGUGCCCUUGCCCAACGUAAACUCAGCUAUCCUACGGAAGGUCAUCCAAUGGGCCACAUACCACAAAGACGACCCGCCCCCGCCCGAAGACGACGACAACAAGGAGAAGAGAACCGACGACAUAUCCUCGUGGGACGCGGACUUCCUCAAAGUCGACCAAGGCACUCUGUUCGAACUGAUCCUGGCAGCGAACUAUCUAGAUAUCAAAGGCCUGCUCGACGUCACUUGCAAGACCGUGGCCAACAUGAUAAAGGGCAAAGCGCCGGAGGAAAUACGGAAAACGUUUAACAUCAAGAACGAUUUCACGCCGUCCGAAGAAGAGCAAGUGCGCAAGGAGAACGAAUGGUGCGAGGAGAAAUAG
This is a messenger RNA of Phyllotreta striolata, 552 nucleotides long. NCBI's taxonomy places the organism in Eukaryota, Metazoa, Arthropoda, Insecta, Coleoptera, Chrysomelidae. The record is from the annotation of a GenBank genome assembly.